Colletes gigas is the source of this 2821-nucleotide messenger RNA. Its product is annotated as G-protein coupled receptor Mth2-like. Bases 511 to 2193 code for a protein of 560 amino acids. NCBI's taxonomy places the organism in Eukaryota, Metazoa, Arthropoda, Insecta, Hymenoptera, Colletidae. Gene Ontology annotation, cellular component: membrane. The record is from RefSeq and is a predicted model, not a curated record. The transcript is spliced from 5 exons. Gene Ontology annotation, biological process: G protein-coupled receptor signaling pathway; cell surface receptor signaling pathway. Gene Ontology annotation, molecular function: G protein-coupled receptor activity.
CUAAUGAGACUCGAGGUACCGAACUCGUUUCAUUCGAUUCGAACCGAUUCGGUUCCAAACGAGAGAGUAUAUAUAGUUUGAGAUAAUUAUCUUGCAAACUUUUCUUACGAUGGAAAAUCUCGCCCGGAAAGUCUAUGGCUAUACGAAAGAGUACAUUUUCAUGGAGGAAGGAAGAUUCGCGAGUUUUCAUUCGCGGAAAUAAAACGUACAGAGGAUUUACGUUUUAUGCGAACGAUCGUCGCAUAUACAAUUAAUUUCUUUCAACACCUGUAACACGUGUAUCGACUGUCCGAUGGAUGGAAAGAGAGCAGACAAGCGCAAAGUAACAGUGUUUCAUACGUAAUGAUUCACGUAUAAAGAGUUUCUAAAAUUGUUGCUUCGGUAGUAACUGGCUGCGUAGACGUUUCCAAUCAUCCGACCGUUUCCGUGUAACGCGAUAAUGCGUGCGGUUGCAAGGAAUCCGGACGACACGCGAUAAAGUAGUUGGUUUAGACGAACGCACCUACCAAGAUGUUCAGUGUCGAUCACGGUCGGAUAACGAUUCUUACGGUCUGGUUACUGUCAAUGCGAUCGGUGUUCCCGGCAAACGUAACAUCCUCGCAGUCUCACAAUUUUACUAGGAUCGAGUAUUCGAUCGUUGAAACGAUCACCGCGAGUGGGGAGUCGGACAGUCUCGUGGACGAUGUGCGACGCCAUGACGGUGCCGGUCAUAAUGCAACGAACAGAUAUUUCAGUGGUUCGCUCGAUAACGCGGAGAAGACUACGGAGAACACGUUGAUGCUCGUUGGUAAUCGUUCUAACGUUGCCAAAAUGACAAAUUCGAACCGGGUCCUCGUUCCCCUGUGUUGCCCGCUCGGGAUGCGAGUGUCUCGUAACGGGUGCAUCCAGGCGAAUGGCAUCUUUCGUUUCCCGCCAAUUUACGAUUCCAACAGCUUCGCGUUGCUCGCUGAAACGCCAGAUCGGGACGAGCUUGACUUUUACAUUCGGGAUCCUUGCGAAGCCCGUGAAGCGUACAACCUCGACCCGGACAAGUAUCCCACCGACGCUUUCAUGUUUCUCGACAAUGGCACGAUCUACAAGCAGACGGAGAAUCACAUCAUAGAGCAGACAGAGUAUUGCUUCGGUAUCGUCGAUAGCGACACGUACAACGUGAUCCUCUGUUUCGACGAGGAGGAUAACGAGAACGUCAUUAUCGCGUUUCCUGUGGGAUUGAUCGUGUCGGCGCCGUUCCUGUUUGCCACCUUUCUGGUCUACACGAUGAUACCUGAACUGAAGAACAUGCACGGGUUCACGCUACGCGGAUACGUUGGUUCGCUGCUGGUUGCCUACGUGAUGCUCGCGACUAUACAAAUCACACCGCAGGAGCGGAUCUCGAACGCCGUCUGCGUCGCAUUCGCCUUCAUCAUCCAUUUCUCGUUCUUGGCUAGCUUUUUCUGGCUGAACGUCAUGUGCUUCGAUAUUUGGUGGACAUUUGGAGGUUUCCGGUCACUGCAAGGUAGCGUGAAACAAAGGGAGCGCAAGAAAUUUAUAAUAUACUCGAUCUACGCUUGGGGUUGCGCAUCCCUUCUCACCGGAGUCUGCGCCAUUAUGGAUUUCGUUCCCAAUAUCCCGGAUCAUUUUAUUCGACCGCAAUUCGGUGAACAGAGCUGCUGGUUCACAACGAACGAAGCGAAGGCGAUAUACUUUUACGGACCUAUGGGCGUUACGGUAAUAUGUAACAUAUGUCUUUUCGUCUCGACUGCACUGAAGAUCGUACAGCACAAACAAGACAUGGCCCAUCAAUUCAAAGGCGUAGACAGUAGACGCCACGACGACAACAAACAGUGGUUCAAUCUCUACCUGAAACUGUUCAUUGUAAUGGGCAUCAAUUGGUCAAUGGAAAUAGUAUCCUGGCUGUGCAACAAUUCGCCGGCUUACAUUUGGUAUCUGACCGAUCUGACAAAUACCUUGCAAGGUGUUAUCAUUUUCUUGAUCUUCGUUUGGAAGGAUAAAAUCAAGCGUCUUCUCCUGAAAAGAUUCGGUUGCCGUGGCACUGACGUUCUUUCGAGAAAUUCAACUCGCAGCGCGUAUCAUAGUUCGGCUUCUCGCACCUGCACUACAUCGGCAGCACCGCUUCAGGAAAAGUUCAAUCUUUAUGUGAGCGAACCUUCGCGUACAGGUAGACCAACGUUCGAUAAGAACGAUUGCGCUUAACGCAUUUUACCAUAAUCGCUCGAUUAAUUUAUCCAUUGUUGGUGUGAUAAUAUCCUACGCAACUGGAAAAAUCUAUCUCUAAAAUAGUUACAGAUACAAAAAUAUGUCAUCCGCAUCGUUCGACGCCAUUUUAUUUUACCUUGUGAUACUUUUUUUUUGUAUCUUUUAACUGUUUUAGAGAUAUAGCUUUCCCCAAUUGCGUAGGACACUGUGUAAUUUGAUCAUCGCUUUCGCGCAUUUUCUUAAUUUCAAAGCGCGAUAUCCUUCGCUAAGUUUUUAUGGAAAAAUGUUACUGGUUCGACUAGUAUCGUCCUUCUACAAGAAGAAGGCACAGCGUGUCUACAUCCCCACUCUUGCUGAAGUCAGCUGAUUGGCUGCCACCGUUUUCGACCAAUACGCUGUGCCUUCUUCUCGCGGAAGAAUGGUACGAAUAUCAACAAAAUGAUAAAAAAAAGAGGCCAGAAGUAGUCUAGUCAUCGCUAAUGGCUAUCGUCAUAACCUUUCAAUUUGUCGUGACAAUUAUUCGUGUCUACUCGAGAAACUUAAAUUAAACUUUGCGCUGUACGAUUACAAAUAGCACAAUGUAACAACUUAUGGGAUAUCGGAAAAGAAUCGAACGUUAUCAGAG